AUGAAGAUUCAUCUCUUUUUCUUUAUUCUGCUCUUUUGGGUCACAAUUUUACCAGCCACAAAGAAAUAUCCCCAAUAUGGUAGCUUGGAUUUGAGGAGACAGUGCAGAAAGGGUAAUGGCCGAUGUAGACUUGAGUGCCAUGAAAGUGAAAUUAGAAUUGCUUUCUGCAUGCGACCUGCAACUCAUUGCUGCUUGCAGAAGUAA
This is a messenger RNA of Nyctereutes procyonoides (raccoon dog), 204 nucleotides long. Its product is annotated as beta-defensin 110-like. Gene Ontology annotation, biological process: innate immune response; defense response to bacterium; cell chemotaxis. Gene Ontology annotation, molecular function: chemoattractant activity; CCR6 chemokine receptor binding. Gene Ontology annotation, cellular component: extracellular region. The transcript has 2 exons. The record is from RefSeq and is a predicted model, not a curated record. NCBI's taxonomy places the organism in Eukaryota, Metazoa, Chordata, Mammalia, Carnivora, Canidae. The coding region runs from base 1 to 204 and encodes 67 amino acids.